GCACUGGUAAAAAAUAAAGUGCAGGGAGUCAGAGGGAGAAGGAAACCCUAACCACACCACAUUCAGAAGAGCUGGAGAGCUGAAUCCAGAUCUCUGUUGCCUUUUCUGGGUGCAGGAUCCAGCAUGUGGGAAAUGCAGUAACAGACUAGAGAUGGCGGGUCCAGAGCUGGGAAAAACCUGCCCCACCCAUGUUGAGGGGGGUGUAGUAUUUUGGGGACAGUACUUGGCUGAGGGGCCUUCACCAUAGCUCUGGAGAUUUAAAUCUUGAACUGGGAGAAAUGUCUUGGAAGUCAUGGCUGGGAAUAUUGCUGUGCUCUUGGGGCUGGAGCAAGGAGACUGUUUCAUUUCAAGAUUUUUAGCCUCCACAAAUGUUCUUCCUCUGGCUAAGUAGGUCUUUAACCAAGGUCCUCUCUCAGAUCUCCUUCUCUUGCCUCCCCUGUUGCUUCACUGGGCCAGCUCUUUCCUCCUGGCCUUGCAGGUCAAGUCUAGAUCUCUGUGCUUGUGUCUGAUUUAAUGCACCCAGGUGUCCCUGUCUCCAGUCUCUACCUCUGCUCCAGUCUGUGCCUACACAUCCAACUCUGGCUCCUCCCUGGCUCCUAGAUCAUUCUGUGGCCCUUCCUGAAGAAUAGAUACCAGCACAAGUGGGUGAAAACUGGCAAAAUCGUAAGCCUCAGGAUCUUUGCACCUGAGGUGUCAGAGGGUGCUCCUGUCCCUUCCUUUUGCCUCCAGACUGCCCAAGCCGAGGAGCAAUGGGGAGGGGUGCAGAGCAGCCACUUCAGCUGCCCUUUCUCACAACCAGGCUUGGAGGAGAGAUGUUUGCUACUCACCUGACAAAACCAGGACCUGCAGUUCCCAGCUUGGCUUUAACCUUUCAGAUGGAGUGAAGAGAAACAGCUUUUUGGCCAGAAGCAACUAAAUACCAAGACAGUAGAGAGACUGCUCACAAGGUGACAGGACCGUGGGUGACAUGCAGAGCAGCAGCCAUCAUCAGGAAAGUCCUGUGAGAGCUGAACUGCAUCUGUGUUCCCCCAGGAAGCUCACAGGAGAUACCUUGCAGGACACCGACCAAAGACAAGACUGCAAGCAGGAGUUGGAGACGGAAAGUGAGAUGGACACAUCUUUUACAAAGAGACAAGGAAUGGUAACUCCCUAUGGGAUGGAAAUCUGGGAGUGCGAGGACAGCGGUAGAGGCCACAUCAGCAAGGUUAUCCUUGCUGGGGACAAGCCCGACCCACCCACGUGUGGGAAUGGUGCCAUUUGGAUUCACCAGGUGGGAGAGAAAACCUAUGAGUGUCCUGAAUGUGGGAAGAGCUUCAGCCGGAGUUCUUAUCUGAGCCAACACCAGAGGAUCCACCUGGCAGAGAAACCCUUCAGCUGCUCUGAAUGUGGGAAGAGUUUCACCCGCAACUCGGACCUGAUCAAACAUCAGCGGAUCCACACUGGUGAGAAACCCUACCAGUGCAAUGAAUGCAAGAAGACCUUCAGCCAGAGGUCCAACGUGAUCAGGCACCAGCGGACCCACACGGGAGAGAGACACUACCUGUGCAACGAGUGCGGGAAGAGCUUCAGCCAGAACUCGCAUCUCAUUGUCCACCAGCGCAGCCACAAGGGUGAGAAACCCUUUAAUUGCCUCCGGUGUGAGAAAAGCUUCAGUGACCGUUCCUCCCUGAUCAUACACCGGAGAGUCCACACCGGAGAGAAGCCCCACAAAUGCCAAGAGUGCGGGAAGUGUUUCCGGGACAGCUCGGCCAUCAUUCGGCAUCAGAGGAUUCACACGGGAGAGAAACCGUACGAGUGCACCGAGUGUGGGAAAACCUUCCGGCAGAGCUCCUCGCUGGUGACCCACACACGGACACACACGGGCGAGAAGCCCUACAAGUGCCCUGUGUGCGGGAAGGGCUUCAGCCAGAGCUCGGCGCUCACCACUCACCGCCGGAUCCACGGUGGGAAGGCCCUGCCCAUGUACCACGGCGGCCUCCUGCCUAACCCCUUCCAGUGCACCGAGUGCGGCCGGAGGUGCAGCGACCACUCCACCCUGGCCAAGCACCAGAGCACACACGCCGAGGAGCGGCCCUUCAUCUGCGUGGAGUGCGGGGACAGCUUCCGGCGGAGCUCGGCUCUCAACGUCCACCUGCGGAUCCACCGUGGGGAGAGACCCUACAAGUGCGAGGAGUGCGGAAAAACGUUCAGGCACAGCUCAGCCCGCUGUGCCCACCUGAGGAUCCACGCAGGAACCAAGCCCUACGAGUGCGUCGAGUGUGGGAAAAGCUUCCGGAAAAGCUCAACACUUAAAGUGCAUCUGAAAAUCCAUGUGGCCAAGAAGCCCUAUAAAAGUGUGGUGGGUAGAAGAGUGCUCACUUUCCGCUCACUUCUGCCAUAAGCCUGGAGUGGGUGUUCAGAGCAGGAAACUAGUGUUGGGGCUACCUUAAAAAGGUGGGUAAUGAGAACCAUGGUGUGAAGAGACUGACUGGAGACACAGCAUCUCUGGUGUUAGGGCUGGGUGCUAAACCCCAGUGGCACAAGAACUAUUAGGAGGUCUGGAAACAGGGAGUUAGUCCUAAGAGCUGAGUGCUGGUGGUUUAGGAAGAGUGCCAGGAAUGUGAGGAAUGAGCACCAGCUUCAGGGUAAAUCAGGGACUGAGAAUAUGUGGUAGAAUAACAGCUGGGAGAAUUGGGCUUGUAAAAUACAACAGAAGUGAAGAUCGUAAUAAAAUGUUUCAGGUUGGUUCUGGCUCAAAACUUUAGCUCGUUAGACACUGUAGUAGUCUUAGGAACUGAGCUCUCUUAUUAUUACCUUCCCUUAUUUUUCAUGAAUAUAGCAGUUUACCCAGUGUUUGACAAGGCAUUUUCAAAUCUUUUGAGUCUGAGACUUUGGAGCUGAACUUCAGUCUAUUUUGUCUUUUCCAAAUCUUACGUGGGACAAUGAGUUCCUACCUCAUGAUAGGUGAGUAUGUACCCAGAAAACAUGGAUGUGGAAGCGUUUCCAUUUGAAAAGCAGCCCAUUAAUAGUCUGUGACAGCUUCUCCCAGAUUUCUUCUUACUGAUUUGAAACUCCUUCUGCUUGGGACAUAAAUGAAACAUGGACAAAAAUGUGGCCUUUUUUUAUUUAACCAAAAAACCAGGAUUUUCCCCCUAGAUGUCCCAGUCUGAAAUGUUACGUGGUGAGUUCUUACUGCUGGUCCAGAGACUGACUGCAGUUCUGUAGUCCUUUUUACACUACUCUUCUUUAGCUCACCGUUGUUUGAAAAGUAUUAACAUAUAAAGUUCAGCACCGAACAGGUAGGAACGACUAUAUUUGCAUUUAUUACUGUGCCAACGACCGUGUAUUACAUAAACCUGUAUUGCAAUGUUUUGUUACUGCAUGUUUCCAUCCUGAAUAAAACGUUUCAUUCUCUCCUG
Messenger RNA from Corapipo altera (White-ruffed manakin), 3398 nucleotides. Its product is annotated as zinc finger protein 501-like. Gene Ontology annotation, biological process: regulation of transcription by RNA polymerase II. The coding region runs from base 968 to 2380 and encodes 470 amino acids. The record is from RefSeq and is a predicted model, not a curated record. The transcript is spliced from 3 exons. Gene Ontology annotation, molecular function: RNA polymerase II cis-regulatory region sequence-specific DNA binding; DNA-binding transcription factor activity. Lineage: Eukaryota; Metazoa; Chordata; Aves; Passeriformes; Pipridae.